UGAAUAGAAAAGGUUUGAAGAAAGGAGCUUGCAUUACUGUUCGCACACAUGGUACCCUGACAAGGUUACUGCAAAUCCAUGGUCAGGUGGUGCAUGGCGCAGCUGACAAGCUGCGUACGCUGUUGUCUAUUUCCGUUACUGGUAUCACACAUCUUGUUUUCCUCAUUCGCUAUAGUGUGUUAAUUCUUUUGUUGCAUUGAUUUUUUUUAUUGAGAUAUAACAAUGAUAGAUUUUUAGGACUUGAUCAACGCCUUUGUAGAAAUAUUCUGAAGCGCAUAUAGAUUUCACAUUACAUGUAAUGACUUAAAGCAACUAUAACCUGAAUGCAUCUAUUCCAGUAAUUUUACGCGUGUUCAUUUAAGUUAUAAAGCAUCAAAGUAACUCCUGCUGAAAAUCAUCCGUUUUUAUAGGCCUAUAGAUCUCCAGUUUGUGGCACUGCAGUAAGUUAUGAUAAAUCCUGUGUCUUCCCUGUUUUCAGAUAUAUGUCUUUAAAUAUUAUGAACAGCGUGUUUUUGUUUACGCAAGUACAGAUCCCUUAUCUUUGUGCUGCUACGUUAUUUUUGCAAAAUGUUUACAUUCGUCUCUGCGUUUUUUCCAACAUGUAAUUGAGUGAUAAGUUAAAUUGCUUCCAGUCUCUUUAUAAAAUGAGAUAUAAUGUAAUGGCCUUCCAGAAAUGGGGGAAAUGUUUCUUAUAUCUAAAAAGGAACUGGAAAAGGAAAGAGUGGUAACAUCCAGUGGUGCAUUAGGAUGUUGACAAUACAUAGUUCAGUCACAAUGGGCUUAACGAAAGUGUGUACUAGAUGUUUGUAAGCACAGCUGCCUGUCUCCAUGAAGAUAAUACUGUUCUUGUGCAAAGACAGCUACUUGCAAUCUCCUCCUAAUUAUAGAUCUUAAUUUAAUCAAUCCUUUACUGCUCCCACCCCCCAUUCAUAAAAAUGAAAUAGAUCUGGCCGUAAGGCAAAUAGGUAUAGUGCUGUGACAGCUGUGAUUAUAUUAGGGUUCAUUGCAUCUUCCUACACUGUCUAAACGCUGCCUAAGUCACACAUCAUGCGGUAGAGAAACAUAUUUUUACAGCUAAUGACUAUUUUAAAGCAUCAGUGUUACUUCAGCAUGUUUUUAAAGGGUCCAGUAUUGAGCUGAGACGUCUUGUUAAUGUCUUGAUUAUGUCUGCCUUGAUUAUCUCAUUAGGAGAGAUCCAUAACAGUUUUUCUUUUUUUAUUGUACUACAGAGUCAAUAUCCAUUAUUACUCUCCAAAUGUUGUUUAAAUGUGAGUUGUUUUCCAAUGGAUCUUUUAAGAAGACAAACAUACACAGACAUCACAAAUAAACAUUCUGCAUGGAAGUUCCAUAUUACCCAUAUUUAAAACCAUAAAAGGAGAGUUCCAGAAGUGUAUGUUUGUUCAGUUUAUUAAAGUUUAUAGAUCAACAGAGAACAGUGGCCCUUUGACAUGAAUGGACAUUGGAUAACCUUUCCUCUGUUGUUUUGUACUGUUUUCAAGGUCUUGGUAGCGGCUAGUCCAGAGGAGAACCAAACGGAACCGGCAGAUAAUAUGUUCCAUGACCCAGGAGUCACCAGGAACAAGAUUGUCACGGCUCAGUUUGAGUGCUAUCAGAAAAUCAUGAAGGAUACUGAUCACAACAGAAAAGAUCCUGCCUGCAGCCGGACGUGGGAUGGCUGGCUGUGCUGGGAAGACACGCGGGCCGGAAUCACUGCCGAGCAGCACUGCCCCGACUACUUCCACGACUUUGAUCCCUCAGAAAAAGCAACAAAGAUUUGCAAUGUCAAUGGACACUGGUUUUUGCAUCCUGAGAGUAACAGGACAUGGACCAACUACACUCGCUGUAUUGAGCAUACAGAUGAAAGAAGAAUGACGGCAAUGAAUUUGUUAUACUUAGCUCUAAUCGGUCAUGGGUUAUCACUGACGUCCCUCUUCAUUUCGCUGGCCAUAUUUUUUCAUUUCAAGAGCUUAAGUUGCCAAAGGAUAACGCUGCACAAAAACCUUUUUUUCUCCUUUGUUUUGAACUCUGUUAUUACAAUAAUUUCAUUGACAGUCGUGGCCAACAAUCAGGAGCUGGUACAGCAGAACCCUACUAGCUGCAAAGUGUCACAGUUCAUCCAUCUAUAUCUUUUUGGCUGCAACUACUUCUGGAUGCUCUGUGAGGGAAUUUACCUGCACACUCUCAUCGUGGUUGCGGUUUUUGCUGAGAAACAGCACUUAAUGUGGUACUAUCUUCUUGGGUGGGGAUUUCCACUGAUUCCAGCCACCAUACAUGCGGUAGCCCGAAGUUAUUACUACAAUGACAAUUGUUGGAUCAGUUCUAAUACUUCUUUGCUGUAUAUCAUCCAUGGCCCCAUCUGUGCUGCUCUAGUGGUCAACCUGUUUUUCCUGCUGAAUAUUGUGCGUGUCUUGAUCACCAAGCUGAAGGUGACACACCAAGCGGAGUCCAGCUUAUACAUGAAAGCAGUCCGAGCCACUCUGAUUCUGGUCCCCCUUCUGGGAAUCCAGUAUAUCCUACUGCCUUACAAACCAGAUGGUCGGGUUGCAUCAGAAGUCUAUGAAUAUGUUAUGCAUAUCCUAAUGCACUAUCAGGGGUUGCUGGUGGCCACAAUUUUCUGCUUUUUCAAUGGAGAGGUGCAGGGCGUUUUGAGAAGAUACUGGAUUCAGUAUCGCAUACAGUUUGGCAGUGGCUUUACGCACUCGGACACGCUGAGGUCAGCGUCUUACACUGCCUCGUCCAUCACAGAAGUCCAGGGUUGUUACAGCAUUGAUGGCCACACAGAACACUUCAAUGGCAAAGGCUGUAAUGAUAGUGAGACCAUCUUAAAAUCAGACAAUCUGCUCACCUGAAUCUAUUCUGUAUCAUCAAGUCACUACUGGAGCGUCGACUGAUAAAAUGUGUAUUUCUAAGCCAUUGCUCACAUGGUCAAUCUCCCUCCUCAAUUACUGUAAGAGUUCUUUUGAGUGCCAAAAUACACCAAAGCUAUUAUUUUAGUGUAAUUACCCAACUUCCUGUGCUACUCAUUAUGAAGAAAAACUGGCACCUAAUUUUAAAUGGGACAGUCAUUUGUAUUGCAUUUAUUGAUGAUGUAUUGGAAUCUGCAUCUACCAGGUUUAAUUAUCCUUCUUAUCAGUCUUAACCCUCUGGGGUCUACGGGUAGGGGACACACUUUCACUAACUGGGGCAUGGUCACACAUUUCAUUCAAUAUCAUAAACUUAAUGUACUGAAUUAAAUUCUGACUAAACAUUCUAUCAGUAAAAGGCGUCCAUUAGUGGCUUACAUCAUAUUUGAUUGAACUGCCAAAAAUUCUGCCAGCACAGAAAGCUUUGCAUCAGUACAUUGGAUUCUCAGUUAUUUCCUUAUGUAGCUCAACGGCAACAACAAACAAAAUAACUAUGGACACAGAGUAACUGUGAACUGAGAAGGGUAGGAAGCAGAAGAGAGAAAUGUUAACUGUUAGAGCAUUUUAAAACUGCUGAAAAUCAUUGUUACCUGUCAAGGUACCUCUGUAUUUUAUAUGAAAGAUUGCUACCUUAGUAUACAUUACUGUCACAUUUCAUUUUGAAACCAUUGUAGAAAGUAUAUAAUUUCUGUGUUUAAUUUCAGGUAAAAUUUGGCACCAUAUUUUAGUCUUUAUGUCUGCCUGUAUGUAGUUUGUUUGACCUGUUAUGUAGAUUGUCUAAAAUAGUCACAUUGAGAUGUUUCAAAAGCUUCAUGGUGAUUUUGUGUGUGGUGCUUAUGUGCCAUACUGUGAUAUGGUAUUUUAAAAUUAUUUGUGAGAGUACAGAUGCUCUUCAGCUUACAAUGGGGUUAUGUUCCGAUGAACCCAUCGUAAGAUGAAAAUAUUGUAAGCUGAAUAUGAAUAUGAUAUGAUUGAUAGGUAAGUAACUGUAUGAUACGUUGUUAAAGUAUGAGAUGGAUGUAUAUACGCUCACAAUGGUUACAGAGACUGGAAGCGUGGCUGCAAACAAUUUGCCAUUGCUCGGCAUGAGUUUGGAAAAGAUCAAAACUCAGUUUGGUCUGAUGACUACUGAGUGUGGAUCACUAUCACACCAUCGUAAAGUCGAAAUAUCAUAAGUCGAACCAUCGUAAAGCGAGAAGCAUCUGUAAUGUACUCUUUUCAAAAAAAAAAUAUUCUCUGGGGCUAUAGAUCUACUGCAGGCAUAAGCAUUGAAACAAUAUGCAUGCAAACCCUGUGUGAGAGGUAUUGUAUCUCUAAAUCUUAGGAAAUGUUGAUCUAAUGUCUGUCUAUCUAACUUGGAGAAGGGCAAGCAACAUUUCCGUGUUCUGAUUAAACAUUUCUUAAUGGGUUAAACAUCAGUAUAAAUUAUAGUGCAAAAUUGCUGUACACAUUUACAGUAUUUUGGUAUUGAUUUCUUAUUUCCCCCAUUGUCAUGCAUCAAUGAAUUCAGGUAAAAAAGAUUAUGAUAAUGCUUUGUUAAUGUCAUAUGCACAUCAGAUUAUCAGUAGAAACUACCAUACAAACUAAUUCUAGCCCUGGUUUUAUCGUUCAGCCUUUGCCAAAGUAUUUGGCACACAAAUAGUUUGGCAUGCUAAUCAGAUGUGUGUUGAUUUAACAGAAAAAUGGUGCAUGACUGAAUAUUUUGUUUAUGGCUGCAAAUGGUUGUAAAUAAGAAAUGAAGAAGUGACCCUUCUUACAUUCCCUCAGGGGUUAGGCGUUUUUCCUGACCGUAAACUAGUUUGUUUGUUUUUUUGACAUAUAUUUAUCUACUUUAGGCAUCAUAGAAUAUGUUUGUGGGCACUCAAAUCAUUACAUGCGUAAAAGCUGAGGAUAAAAUUUACAAGCUAUUGUAAACGGUUUUUUAAAUUCAGGAUUUAGUUUGAAGGUUAUGUCUGUCAUAUGUUCAUAUAUUUAUAUUUGAUGCUGUGUGGAUAACAGAUAUAGGUAUAUUUAAUCAGCAGUAUUUUUAUGAAUUGUAUUAGAUGAAAGUGCUUAGGAAAUAAGCAACAUUUGUAUUUUCACUGUAAUAACAAAGACCUGUCAUCAGAGGUGACGAGAAGUUUUUUUUUUUUUUAAAUGUCUGUUACUUGUACUGUAUUGUUCUCAAUUGAAAAGGGACUCCUGAGGACUAUUUGCUGUAUGAUUUUUUUACUACUUUGCGUGUUCUCAUACUCAUGACAAUCUUCUAUCACAAUGAUGAAGUUGUUGCAAUGAUGUAUUGUAUAUUAUCACGCAAUUAAAAAGAACUAUCCCCUAA
Paramormyrops kingsleyae is the source of this 5220-nucleotide messenger RNA. The record is from RefSeq and is a predicted model, not a curated record. Lineage: Eukaryota; Metazoa; Chordata; Actinopteri; Osteoglossiformes; Mormyridae.